AUGCCGCCUCACUGGAUCGGGACCCCGGGAUCCAACUCACCAGUCACCAUAAUCAUAUCCAACGAGAGCGUGACAUCAGUGCGGUGUUUGGUGGGAAAUGCAAGCACAACCAUUUUUCCGGAGCAUGUCGCCACACAUGUUCCAACCCCCAACCUGGAGGGGCAGGAAUCUGUCGGUCAAACCUCUAAACCAUUGACCAACCUUGGUAUGAGAGACUGUGCGAGUGCCGCGCGGCCACCCAUCCCCAGUAUAGCUCAGUGGGUUGACGAGGUACACAAACCGUCACACUACAGUCAACUCCAGUAUCUUGGUGACGGAAACCCACCAACGAUUUAUGACGCUGGCAGCCACGGCCCAAUAACACAUCCGUUGGUGCUCGUGUAUCCGAACUAUAGUCUUCACUACUUGGCUGUCCAAUUCUCUGACCUCUACACAGACUUACGGCAGUAUGACAUCAGUAUCAGUAUUAGUUCUGAUUGUAGUGUGACAGGUGAGGUGAAUGCACGAAUCUGCAAGGCUCGGACGGCGUUUGCUAAUUUAAGACACCUAUGGCGUCAGUAUAGUUUGUCCCUGAAUCUGAAGGGACGUGUGUAUCAAGCUAGAGUACGGGUUGUUUUGUUGUAUGGCUGUGAGACUUGGCCUAUUCGAGCAGCGGAACUGAGACGUCUUCAGGUGUUCGACAAUCGUUGUCUCAAAACCAUAGCUCGUGUGGGUUGGUGUCGGCAAAUCCGUAAUGAGGCAGUUAGAAAGCGAGAUUUCGGUUGUUGGCGUAAACAGAGAGGUGGCCAACCCUUGACUUGGCAGAGGAGUAUGAAGGAGACCAUGAAACGCUUGGGUGCUGUCGGUGCUACUCGCCUUCCACGAUGGGGACCGCGUGAUCUUCACUAUAUGUGGUUGCAGACACUACAAGAUAUGGCUGCCAACCGAUGUAAUGAGUCGGAUUCACUCGUGAAGCAGGUAAGGCUUACAAAGCAAAGGUGGUUUGGGUAUGUUAUGUAUACCGGACUACCGUCUACCAAGGAAAGCCGUGCUCUCCAUUCCGAAUCCUCGUGGAUGAAAAGUACGCCGAGGACCAGCAGUGACGUGACAGCUCAAGCUGAAAUCGUUCUCUGCGUGGCUUUACCAUUACUUAUUAUCGAAUUCCGGAACUCUUCACCCACCGUCGUGAGCGCUUGGUUUAUCGGUGGUGUGUUUGUUCUUGGAGCAGUUCCGAUCUCUCUGUGGACAAUCCUUGAUCAUCUGAUAAACUACACAAAACCCUACCUUCAGCGCCACAUCAUAAGGUAUUUUCUUCUUCCUUGCCCGUUAAACUUAUAUUUCAGAAUAUUGUGGAUGGUUCCCAUUUAUGCAUUAGAUGCUUGGUUUGCUCUGAAAUUUCCGCCCAAUGCUAUUUACUUUGACACACUGAGAGAAUGCUAUGAGGCUUAUGUAAUAUACAACUUUCUGGCGUUUUUGUUAAAUUACCUUCGGCACGAACAUCCAGACUUCAUUUAUGUAAUCGAACAGAAGCCCCAGGUCAAACACCUUAUUCCCUUCUGUUGCUGCCCAAACUGGACGAUGGGGAGGCGGUUUAUUGACCACUGUCGUCACGGUGCUCUGCAGUACACAGUGAUACGGCCGAUAACGACCGCCAUUGCGCUCAUUUGCGACCGCCUGGGUGUUUAUGGCGAAGGAGAUUUCAAUUUCAAACAUGCUUUCGUCUACCUCACAAUCAUCAAUAACGUUUCCCAAGUGUGGGCUUUGUACUGCCUCAUCCUGUUCUAUCAAUGUACGAAGGAGGAACUGCGGCCGAUGAGUCCGGUGUCCAAAUUUUUGUGUGUCAAGUUUGUCGUUUUCAUGUCAUUUUGGCAGUCCAUCCUCAUAUUCAUUCUCGCUGUCACCGGUGUCUUCAAAGAUGUCAAGAUUUGGGAAAUGACUGACGUAGCCUCCAUUGGCAUUGUCCUCCAGAACUUCGCCAUCUGCAUCGAGAUGUUUUUCGCCGCCCUCGCUCACCACUUUUCUUUCAGUCAUUUGCCGUAUGUGGAUCAAAGUGUACCCAACGUGGAUUGUUGCACUUCUUGGUGGUCAAUGUGGGAUGUAUCAGAUAUGAAGCGGGACCUGUUCGAGCACGUGCGCCAUGUCGGAUAUACCGUUCGCUUCCUGAGUCCCCAUCGCCGUCACGCAGUUUCCUCACAUCACCGUUAUUCGGACGCUUUUAAUGAUGCAGAUGGAAGUUUGCUUUGUGGUGUUGAUUCAGAAACAAAUCCGUUGCUCCAGCAAUACUCUAGAAUCCGCCGUUCCGACACUGACUACGAUCAUUCACUUCCGGCUGAUUGCGAUGUCCGUGAUGUGGACUCCCACAUCCAUCCCAAUUCUUCCGCAGAUAUACCCUCCACUAUAACUAUCACACAACCUCCCGUUCAGUGUGAAGCACCUCUGGCUCCGGCUGUCAAUGACAUUUCAAAGGAAAGAGAACAACAUGGGUUACCACCAUCCUGUGCGAGUCAUUCGACACAACCGGUUUCCCACGAGGACCAAGAGCCUUUUGUCACCUUAUAGGAUGUUUGUGGCUGGAUGGCUUUUUGUUGUGCAACUGCGUACGAAUGCAGUUCACAUAAUGUACGCUUUCUUCUGAUGUACACCUAAUAUUGAAGCAAGUUUCAUUAUCAGUAUGAAAUAAAUGCUCUUCCUAAUCAGCAGAAGAGUCCGAAGUCUCUUCUAACCUGUGUGUGGACUAGCUGAUCUAUGAAAUUCUCGUAACUGAUCGGCUGGACAUCUUGGUCUGGA
Molecule: messenger RNA, 2766 nt
Organism: Opisthorchis viverrini
Lineage: Eukaryota; Metazoa; Platyhelminthes; Trematoda; Opisthorchiida; Opisthorchiidae
Exons: 13
Coding region: 1-2538 (845 amino acids)
Biological process (GO): transport
Molecular function (GO): transporter activity
Source: RefSeq, a predicted model, not a curated record